AUGACUUAUAACGCCGAUUGGUACACUGGCAUUACUAAAUGUCCUCAGGCAACUUUCCGAAUAAAAAAUGCAACAAUAACAGCAUCCUAUAAUUUUGCUGAAUCGGAAGUAGGAAACAUUGGUUCACUAGAAACAUGUCCAUAUACGGGACGUCCCUAUAUCUAUUCGGCAUGCUAUUCAAAUAGUUCAUGGGGCGGCGAAUUUUAUAUUAGUAAUUGCACAAACGACAAUGAAAUAAUCAUUAAUAAAAAACUGACAACAACGAACAUAUUAGGAUUAGGUGAUCAUCAAAUACAGAAUAAUCCAUAUUUGUUUAUGACCAUCGAACAAGUGGCAAACAUUCCUGAUUUUCAACCACAAAAUAUUUCAGAUAUUUUAACGUAUUUGAAUCACACAUCCAUUUCAUCCUAUGAUAAUUCAUCGAACAUAGCUUAUGUUACCGAUUUAAUUGAACGUGUGACAAAUCUGUCCAGUUAUUCAAAUGUUACAAACAAGACACAAUAUGAUUUUUAUUCAGUUGCUGAUAAACUUUUAUCUAGUCCACUAUUACAAUUACAACAAGCGCAGGAAAUGAAUGGCAGCAUGGCGAAACUCUUGACAGCAGUCGAAUCAUUUUCUAAAAAUCUUAAAAUAUCUACAACAUCUAUUCUCAAUAAUUUUGCUGUGAGUGUAAUUAAUAUUGAUCAAAAUAUUUCAAAUCCUAUUAUGGGUUUUGCUCUUGAUGAAUUAUCAAAAAAAGUUGAUUAUGUUAAAGUACAUUUUAAUUUAAAAAAUUUAUCGAAAUCAACUUUUGUCACAUUGAAUCGAAAUAUAAUUAAAAGUUUACAAAAUUCUGUUGCAACAACAUUGCAACCAGUUCAAAUAGCAUUUACUAUUUAUGAUAAUCAUAAAGCAUUUAAUUUACCAAAUAGUAAUAACAAAAGUGAAAUCAUAAGUAGUAUCGUAUCUGCUAUUGUCGAUGAGAAAGUAUACAAUGAAAAAUCAAAUGAUAUUGUUCAAAUUCACUUUUACUUAUCACAAAAAUAUCCUCGUAAUGUGCAAUGUGUCUAUUUGAAUAUAUUAUCAAAAUCAGUCGCUGAAUGGUCAACCGAUGGAUGUCGUUUAAUUAAUAAAACAAAUGAUAGUGUUCUAUGUAGUUGUGAUCAUCUAACAAAUUUUGCCAUAUUAGCUGAUAUUCAACAAACAGCUAAUAUUGAAUCACUCGAUCUUACAUUAUCAAUAAUAACAUUAGUUGGUCUUGCUUUAUCAUCAUUUGGCCUACUCAUAACUAUUAUUACUUUUAUUUUAUUCAAAAAACUUCGUCAGCAUUAUAGUCAAAAAUCAUUGCUGUGUUUAUCAAUUAAUUUACUUCUAUCAAAUCUUUUAUUUUGUAUUAUUGCUAUAAAAACGAGAAAUGAAUUAACAAAAGUUCCGUGUAUAAUUAUAGCCAGUUUAUUACAUUAUUUUAUUUUAUCAUCGUUCAGUUGGAUGUUUGUCAUGGCCAUCAUUCAAUAUUUAAUGUUUGUUAAAGUAUUUCCAUCUUAUACACCAAAUUUUACCAGGAAAGCAGCAGCAUUUGCUCAAAUUAUCUCACUUGUACCUGUUGUCAUUGUUCUUGCCGUUGAUCAUCGAAAUUAUACAAGUCGAAAAGAUAAUAUCUGUUGGCUAAAUCAAGUACCACUCUACUUAACAUUUAUUUUACCCAUAUUGAUUUAUAUUGUUUUGAAUGGGAUCAUGUUUUGUUUUGUUGCAUAUGCUCUUUUAUGUGGUAAAGCUUCAAAACAAUUAAGAAGUACUCAAGUUGUUGAAACACGUCGAAUAUCACGAUUUACGGUUGCUUUCAGUUGCUUCAUUGUAUUAGGUCUUACAUGGAUAUUUGGUUUUUUAACUGUUGGCCCUGUUCGACAUAUAUUUCAAAUUUUAUUCUGUAUAUUUGGAUCAUUAACUGGUUUUUUCAUAUUUCUAUUAUACAUAUUAACAUCUCGUGCUAAACGAACAUGUUGGGGAGAUGCUUUUCAGAAAAAAAUCUCAACUAUUUAUUCGUCAUCAUCGUCAUCGACCAUCCCAUUUCCAGGAAGAGAUUUUUCAUCUUCGUCAAACAACAAUAAAAAACCUUCCACUACAUCGAUGCAUACAAAAUCAGGUUUCAGUAUUUAUAAUACGAUAUUAAAACAGCAGCAAAAAUUACCAACACCAUCAUUUAUUGAUGCUUAUAUGGAUGAUAAACUUCUUUCUCCAUUGUCAACUCCGACACAUUUAUUAUCACCAAGAGUAAGUAUAAAUCCAACAACCUAUUUGCUUGAAGAUGCAAUUAUUCCACAAACGCCCGUACUCCAUCAUCUAGCAUUAUCACCGUUUAAUCAACAAUCAGAACAUUAUCCAACGACAAUAGGUCAACAUGCAUGGUCACCAGAAACAAAUUAUAUAUAUGAGACAGAUUAUCCACAAAAUUAUUCAGUUUAUCCAGCACAUCAAUUAUUGCAAAAUCAUGAUUCAACAAAACUAUAA
This is a messenger RNA of Didymodactylos carnosus, 2487 nucleotides long. The record is from the annotation of a GenBank genome assembly. NCBI's taxonomy places the organism in Eukaryota, Metazoa, Rotifera, Eurotatoria, Philodinida, Philodinidae.